Messenger RNA from Lycium barbarum (goji berry), 564 nucleotides. Its product is annotated as alcohol acyl transferase 1 allele GSc-like. NCBI's taxonomy places the organism in Eukaryota, Viridiplantae, Streptophyta, Magnoliopsida, Solanales, Solanaceae. The coding region runs from base 1 to 564 and encodes 187 amino acids. Gene Ontology annotation, molecular function: acyltransferase activity, transferring groups other than amino-acyl groups. The record is from RefSeq and is a predicted model, not a curated record. The transcript has a single exon.
AUGGUUCAGAAUGGAAAACGAGUUGAUCCAACGCUCAUUCUUCUUUGGUGCAGAGAAGAUAUAGAAGCUAUUCGCGAUCAAGUUUCACCAACCCAUCAUUCAAGCGGAAGAUUUGAGUUAUUAACCUCAUUUUUGUGGAAAAAUCGAACAAUUGCAGUCGAUCUAAAUUCUGAAGAAAUUGUGUGUAUGGGACCAAUUGUAACAGCGCGUUGGAGACUUAUAAAUUUGAAAAUACCACUUGGAUAUUACGGUAAUGCAUUUGCUAUUCCAGGAGCAGUAUCGAAAGCCGGACAUAUUAGCACAUAUCCAUUGACGUAUGCUCUUGAAUUAAUCAAGAAAGCCAAGAAUAAAGUUAACGAGGAGUAUUUUAGAUCUCCGGCGGAUCUUAAUGUGAUUAAGGGGAGGCCUAAUUUUAUACAAGCUUGGAAGUUUGUUAUGUCAAACAUUUUUAAUGUAGGUUUUGAUAAAGAUUUUGGAUGGGGAGAACCCAAGUAUGGUGGGGUUGCUAACGCUCAUUCUUUUAUGGGCAAAGGUGUAAAUAUACCCCUCAACUUUGUGAUUUAG